AUGAGCAAACGUGAGUUGUUAUCCUCCAAUCAGUUGUAUCAUUCGAAUGGUGGUAUAACGAAUCGAGCGUGGUGUGUUCGAUGGAACCAUAAAGGAGGCGUGUUGGCGAGUUGUGGCGAUGAUAAAAACAUCAAGUUGUGGAAAUUAACCGAAGGUGCACCACCCUAUGUGAAGUAUUCGUCAACACUGAGUGGUUCACAUUCGAGAACGAUUCGUAGUGUUGCGUUCUCGCCAUCUGAUCAGAUGUUGGCGUCGUGUGGUUUUGAUGCAGCGAUUGUUUUGUAUGAAUUGAUCGAUAAUGAGUACACUGAAGUGGGGAAAUUGGAAGGUCAUGAAAAUGAGGUGAAGUGUUGUGCGUUCUCACCAAGUGGUGAAUUUCUAGCAUCGUGUAGUCGAGAUAAAAGUGUAUGGUUUUGGCAACUAGAUGAGGAUGAGGAUUUUCAAGUGGCGUCAAUUUUACAGCCACAUACACAGGACGUGAAAUUUGUUGUAUGGCAUCCGAACGAAGAGUUAUUGGUGUCGUGUAGUUACGACUGCUCAAUCAAAUUCUUCAAAUACGAUGGCGAUGAUUGGAUCACACAACAGAAGAUCGAUUCGGCACAUGGGUCCACUGUAUGGUCAGCGGACUUUUCGGCUGAUGGCGAAUCGUUGGUAACCGUAGGCGGUGAUUCUGUGAUAAAGCAUUUUGAAGCUGCCGAUUUUGUAAUUGAAAAGUUGCUUCUAACUUUUGAUAAUCUAUCACCAGAUUGUCAGAUAUGGGAACGAGAGAAACGCAAUAUGCCAAUAACGUCAAGUCACUGGCAUUGUGUGUGCUCAUAUAAAGCGGAUACUAGAUGGCCUCUUUAUACGGUCUCGUGGAAUCACUUCAAUAAUAUAAUUGCUGUUGGUGGAGGAGACCAGAAUUUAAGGUUGCUUCGGGUCGAAGAGGGCGCUGGUGAUGGACAGAUGCGAACACUGGUCGAGUAUGGAGCGAAACGAAAGUUCGCAUCUGAAAUCAAUUCGCUUGCUUGGAAUCCACACGAUGCGAAUCUUUUGGCGCUGGCCGAAGAUACCGGUCAAAUUCAUAUUGUGAAUCUUGUGGAUAUGUAA
Messenger RNA from Anisakis simplex (herring worm), 1089 nucleotides. The record is from the annotation of a GenBank genome assembly. NCBI's taxonomy places the organism in Eukaryota, Metazoa, Nematoda, Chromadorea, Rhabditida, Anisakidae.